Mercenaria mercenaria is the source of this 4065-nucleotide messenger RNA. RefSeq lists its product as uncharacterized. The transcript has 3 exons. The record is from RefSeq and is a predicted model, not a curated record. Lineage: Eukaryota; Metazoa; Mollusca; Bivalvia; Venerida; Veneridae. The coding region runs from base 305 to 1729 and encodes 474 amino acids.
AUUUGUUUAACACAAUGCAUAAUAUACCUUGCUUUGUUCUUUGCUUAAUUUUACAUUAACAUACAAUAUAUCGGUGAGGAUUUUGUAAAAAAAUCAUGUUUGUUUUGGUUUAGUUAUAACAAUUGUCUGAUGCUUACAAUUUAUGUUCCACCAUAAGUGAAUCACUUGCCCAGUUUUGGAUGUGGCUGAGCUGAACAUAAUACAACACUGAAAUGAUAAUUACACCAGGCACAUGGCGUACUAGUGUCAGACCACACCCGCAUCAAGUUCAUGCAUGUAAGACGAUUAAACAAAUCCAACAGAAAUGUCAAGACAGAAGAACAGGAAAAUAACAGCUGUAGAGACAAUGGAGAUACAAGAUACGUGUGCCUACAGACCAAAGUCUGGUGGAAUGAUGUCUAGUAUACCAUGCUGUGGCCAUCUCCAUGAUAAAUUGUGUUUCAAACUGUUUGUAUUCCUUGCUGUGUUUCUGCUUGAUGCUGUGGACCUUGUCAGUGACUGGCUGCUAUAUGUAGAUGUUGCAGGUGCUGAAGAAGGCUUGGUUUACGGACCACCAGAAGACAUUCUCCGGUACUCACUUCUUGCUUUCUCUAUCAUCGGUUCUUUUACAUUUACCUUUGAAAUAGUAAAUCUAUGGUGGGAUGUUUUUAGAAAUGAUCCCUGGCUCGAUGCUGACCUACUAUCAGCCAUUACAGUGUGGAUAGAAGAUGUUCCACAAAUCACAAUCAACGUUGUUAUUGUUGCUUGCCGUGAGGAGGCUAUAAGUUACUUUCAGCUGGUUAAGGCCUCCGUGAUAAUCAUUGGUGCUGUCAUAAGAAUUAUUGUAUCUCUGAUACGAUACUGCAACAAAAAGGCUAGACAUGACCUUCAGUGUGCAAAGGUUAAUCCUGAAUCAAGGCGUCAUGUUGUUUACAGAGUAUUUAUCAUGAUUGGGCUGAUAAUAACACUAGGUGGUGCUAUAACAAUUUUCAUGUUUACACAGUCAGAGCGAAACCCUGAUGGAAGUUUGAAUUUUAAAGUCCCACAUAGUGUUAUCGAGGGUGAAUAUGAUGAUCAGAAAUACUUCCAUAACGUCAGUAUCUACUUCAGCCACAAGCUAUUUGACUGGGACACAACUUCAAAGGUGUCUCCUGAAAAUCUUAAUCUUGUCAGAUUGUUCAGAAUUAAUGACAUAAGACGAGAAAAGGUUGACAGAACAAUUAAAGUACAAUAUGACCAACAAACAGGGCCAACCAAAAUAAUUAUUUGGGAAAGAGACAUACAUGGGACUAUGAAAGCAAAGGAGUGUUUUCAAAUGGAUAAAACCAAUCAGAAGUUAACCAUUGGACCUAACUGUGCAAGUUUUAUUUCACCAAAAGUUAACCAGUAUGUGCUGAAAUUUCGCUACAUAAAGCCCUCCAUUCCAAGACUUAUAUUUGGUGACAUAAAAUACAAUAUCAAAGUCCAAGUCAGCCCUGCCACAUGUAAAACACCAGAAUUUGCUAUCAAUAAUGACAUAAAAGAUCAUUCUGACAACAGAAAAGUAGCAGCUCUUCACUACUACCGAACAAAGGGUGAUUCUACUGAGACAAACCACAUAGUACAUAAAUCAGCAACAGAAGGAACAUUUUACCACUCUGCGGACUUGGAGGACAUCAUUGAUGUUUGGAAAACAGGAUUUGCAUAUUGCAAGAGUAGUGGAAGUCUUGCACCACACCUAGAUAACUUCAUAGAUGUAUCAUGUAGUUAAAAUGUGCAAGAUAUUUCUUGAGACACAUCACACAUUACACUGUGCAAGAUAAGUCUAUACAUAUAUCACACGCUUUCACUGUGCAAGAUAACUCUAUACAUGUAUCACACAGCUUACUCUAUACAUGUAUCACACACUACAAUUUGCAAGAUAACUCUAUACAUGUAUCACACACUACACUGUGCAAGAUAACUCUAUACAUAUAUCACACACUUUCACUGUGCAAGGUAACUCUAUACAUGUAUCACACAGCUUACUCUAUACAUGUAUCACACACUACACUGUGCAAGAUAAUUCUAUACAUAUAUCCAUGCUUACACUGUGCAAGAUAACUCUAUAUAUGUAUCACACAGCUUACUCUAUACAUGUAUCACACACUACACUGUGCAAGAUAACUCUAUAUAUGUUUCACACACUACACUGUGCAAGAUAACUCUAUACAUGUUUUACACAGCUUACUCUAUACAUGUAUCACACACUACACUGUGCAAGGUAACUCUAUACAUGUAUCACACAGCUUACUCUAUACAUGUAUCACACCCUUACAAUGCGCAAGACAACUCUAUACAUGUAUCACACGCUUACACUGUGCAAGGCAACUCUAUACAUGUAUCACACCCUUACACUGUACAAGACAACUCUAUACAUGUAUCACAUGCUUACGCUGUGCAAGACAACUCUAUACAUGUAUCACACGCUUACGCUGUACAAGACAACUCUAUACAUGUAUCACAUCCUUACGCUGUACAGGACAACUCUAUACAUGUAUCACACGCUUACACUGUACAGGACAACUCUAUACAUGUAUCACACGCUUACACUGUACAGGACAACUCUAUACAUGUAUCACACGCUUACACUGUACAAGACAACUCUAUACAUGUAUCACACGCUUACAUUGUGCAAGACAACUCUAUACAUGUAUUACACGCUUACACUGUACAAGACAACUCUCUGUACAAGACAACUCUAUACAUGUAUCACACGCUUACACUGUGCAAGACGACUCUAUACAUGUAUCACACGCUUACAUUGUGCAAGACAACUCUAUACAUGUAUCACACGCUAACACUGUGCAAGACAACUCUAUACAUGUAUCACACGCUUACACUGUGUAAGAAAACCCUUUACAUGUAUCACAAGCUUACACUGUGCAAGACAACUCUAUACAUGUAUCACACGCUAACACUGUGCAAGACAACUCUAUACAUGUAUCACACGCUUACACUGUGUAAGAAAACCCUAUACAUGUAUCACAAGCUUACACUGUGCAAGACAACUCUAUACAUGUAUCACAAGCUUACACUGUGUAAGAAAACCCUAUUCAUGUAUCACAAGCUUACACUGUGCAAGACAACUCUAUACAUGUAUCACAAGCUUACACUGUGCAAGACAACUCUAUACAUGUAUCACAUGAUCACACUGUGCAAGACAACUCUAUACAUGUAUCACACGCUUACACUGUGCAAGACAACUCUAUACAUGUAUCACACGCUUACACUGUGUAAGACAACUCUAUAUGUAUAUCACACACUUACACUGUGCAAGACAACUCUAUACAUGUAUCACACGAUCACACUGUGCAAGACAACUCUAUAUGUAUAUCACACACUUACACUGUGCAAGACAACUUUAUACAUGUAUCACACGAUCACACUAUGCAAGACAACUCUAUACAUGUAUCACACGAUUACACUGUGUAAGACAACUCUAUAUGUAUAUCACACACUUACACUGUGCAAGACAACUCUAUACAUGUAUCACACGAUCACACUAUGCAAGACAACUCUAUACAUGUAUCACACGAUUACACUGUGCAAGACAACUCUAUAUGUAUAUCACACACUUACACUGUGCAAGACAACUCUAUACAUGUAUCACACGAUCACACUGUGCAAGACAACUCUAUAUGUAUAUCACACACUUGUACUUCGCAAGAAAAUUAUGCAGGCACAUAUCACACACUUGCACUGUGCAAGAUCACUGCAUACUUGUAUCAUGCACUUAAUCUGUGCAGAAUAACUCUAUACAUUUAUCAAACACUUAAACUGUGCAACAUGAGUUUACCGUAAUUCAAGUAUAACAUUCUGCAUUGUUAAUGAAAAUUCUUUCAUCACCUCCAGUUAAUUUAGAUGUGCUAAAUUAGUUUUAAUCUGUGACUGUAAUUUUGUAUUUUCCUAACUUCUGAUAACUGAAGUAUUACAACAGCCAUCUUUGGAGUACUAUAAUGAAAUUCUUUCAGGAAAUAUCUCAGACUUAUGUUUGUAUUUCAGUAAGGGAAUCUUUGUUGGGUACAGACCUACUUUUCCUACUUAAUAAAAUGGUGCUGCAAAUUG